Molecule: messenger RNA, 524 nt
Organism: Entrophospora candida
Lineage: Eukaryota; Fungi; Glomeromycota; Glomeromycetes; Entrophosporales; Entrophosporaceae
Source: the annotation of a GenBank genome assembly
AUGCAUUCAUUGAGAUGGUUUUUAUCAUUCUUAUUAUUUGGUACUUUCACAGAAUUUGCUUUAUCAUGUUUUCCAAAAAUCAAUGACAAUUAUAUUUCAAUAAGCCACUCCAUUUCUCCAAAUUGGCGAGUUAAUGUUGUCAUGGGUUUUCUUUAUCCAGGCACAAAGAUUAUUACUUUUAAUUCUGGUAAUAUUCCAGCUUCCAAUGAAGUUUUCGUGUUGACUCAAUCGAACCCUGGCAUUUAUGAGAUCCUGCCAUUUUGGGAUUUUAACCAAAAUACUGUCAUUGAAAUUCCAUCCGGAAGUAAAAUAGUUGGUGACAUUGCCCAAAUUAAUACUAUCAUUAACAACAACAAUAAUAGGGAUAACCAAAAAUUUUACAUCGAAUGUGAUGUCUGUGAUAUUCAGACAAGUUCCACGGAGGACUGGAACGUAUUCUCUAAUCUUUGUAUGAAGGGUGCUGUCUCUUUCGCCAAUGUGACUCAAGAUGAUUGUGCAAAUGCACAAAUAUGGAAUAUUUUAGG